Messenger RNA from Acanthosepion pharaonis, 546 nucleotides. The record is from the annotation of a GenBank genome assembly. Lineage: Eukaryota; Metazoa; Mollusca; Cephalopoda; Sepiida; Sepiidae.
AUGCCUUGCCAGCUUAUUCUACUGCCAUGUCUCCUUUGGGAUCCAUUAUCGCUUUUUACUGAAACGCCUGGAUCCUUUUCUUUACUCUUUGAUUCUUUUGCUUCUUGUCUAUUCCGAGGUUUACUGCAAUUAAUCUUUCCUAAACUUGUGCUAUCAUUCGCUUUUUCGUCUCUUUUCGUUCCUUUCUUUCUUUUUUCUUUCUUUCUUUCUUUCUUUCUUUCUUUCUUUCUUUCUUUCUUUCUCAUCAUAAUAACUAUUCCAUCUUUAUGUCAUUAUCUAUCUAUCUAUCUAUCUAUCUAUCUAUCUAUCUAUCUAUCUAUCUAUCUCAUUCUAUUCAUAUCCAUCUACCUAUAUCAGUCUGUCAUAUCUAUCUAUCUAUCUAUCUAUCUAUCUAUCUAUCUAUCUAUCUAUCUCACCUUAUUAAAUAUUUCAUCGGUUCAUUAUAUCUAUCUAUCUAUCUAUCUAUCUAUCUAUCUAUCUAUAUAUCUAUCUAUCUAUCUAUCUGUCUAUCUAUCUAUAAACAUAAUUAAUACAAAACAAAAGUAA